Messenger RNA from Pseudovirgaria hyperparasitica, 1335 nucleotides. RefSeq lists its product as uncharacterized. The record is from RefSeq and is a predicted model, not a curated record. NCBI's taxonomy places the organism in Eukaryota, Fungi, Ascomycota, Dothideomycetes, Acrospermales, Acrospermaceae. The transcript has a single exon. Bases 425 to 1204 code for a protein of 259 amino acids.
GCAUCUUCCAGUGAUACGCAUAUAACAUACAUUGAGUUGCUCCUCGCCAAAAUACUACCUGCUGGCAGUGACGAGUACCAAGUCACAGAGCAGGUAUACCUACACCCCCUUUUACCAAUCUCCUUACACUUCAGUUCAACAUUCACAACCCCUUUCCUCCUCCCAAGACCAAGCACAGGGCACCCCAGUUGCAUCUUCCAGAGCCCAAGCUCGCCUGUGAACCAGACUCCAGAUAUUCAACAUGCUCUCCACUGCACGGGCUUCUUUGCACUUUUACAUAUAUAUACCCUUCCCUUCCUCCCAAAACUCUCCUUUCUUCCUUCCUUCUCUCCCAAUCUCCCAUCAUCUUCCCACAUCCAACCAAUAAACUCUGCCACAUCACACCAUAUCAACCCGCAACAACCCGUCUCGCAAUACAGUUACAAUGACACGAGCAUCCUACCACGCCUCCUCCCGCGGCGGCCGCGCAGCAGACCCAAACACACGCAACACACGCAGCAACAACCGCCACACCAACAACACAUACAGCGCCUUCGAAGAAGAAGGCCACCACGACCAACUCCACCCCCCUAACCCAACCUUCCGCACCCAGACAGCCACUUCUGCAAAUCCCUCGUCGCACCGCACUGAAAAUAACAACCCCAGUCGCAGCUCCAGAAACCCCGACGCGCAAAACACCCAUACCACCCCACACACCCAAAAUACUCAUACCCAACCCCAUGCCCAUGCUAACUCACAGCACCCUCCACCUUACCCACCCCCCCAAGCCCACGCCCCAAAUCCCUGCACCCCACACAACCACACCGAACCCAUCAUCCAAAGCAACAACCCCAUCUCCUUCGGGCGCCCCUCACACCACAACAACCGGCACGGCCAGGCCCCACCAACCGGCUACAUGAUCCCCAUAACCCAGCUCGAAUACGAGAACAUGAUGGGCCGUGGGAUUCACGAAGACGACGACGACGGCUACGAUGACCUCGAUGACGAAUACGACGACGACGACGGCGACGGCGAUGAGGGAUACGCCGAGUUUGCGAUGCAUGAGGCGGAGGUUCUGGGUGCGAUGGGGCUUGGGCAUGGGGGAAGGGCAAGAAUGAGGAGGAGAGGAGGAAGAAGGGGGCCGAUUGGGGAGUUUUGGGCGCCGGGGAUGUAUUAUCCUGGGGAUAGGGUGUAUUAUGGGGGGAUGCGUGGGCGGUACCCGUGAUGGAUUGGUUCAUUCAUUCAUUGAUUGAAUGAAGACUGACUGGAUCAUUUCCUUCGCAACGAAGGUGAAUAUUCAUGCUUUGCCAGUAGAGGGUUAUGCUGGCUUUGAGGUCGAGUCCUAGUAGUGUUCUA